AUGAGCCUUAAGUCAGCAGCGCUCCGCAUAAUAUGGAACAGUUUUUGGAAUUCAGCACCAAGAACCAUAAAUAACGGUGCAACAAGCGGUCCGUUAUUUCAAGCAAAGCUGGUGGAACCAGGCUUAAUGGUGAAACUAACUGAGUCCUACCAAUAUUGGUUUGCUCUAAGAUGUAGGCAAUCUGGCUAUAUUGGGUUCUCGAAUGUACUCCCUAACGCUUUGCAUGCACCCGUUGAUGACGCUUUGAGUUAUUCCGCUGCAUGGUUUUUCCGAGAUAUCUCGGGAAAUCGGAUAGGAAUUCGGUUAAGGUUGUGUUUAAUGGGGAUUUCACAAGAUACGGAUAGCAGGAAUUUUGAAUCGAAUCGGAGCGCACAAGCGAUGGAGGAGUUCAGUUGA
Loa loa (African eye worm) is the source of this 396-nucleotide messenger RNA. RefSeq lists its product as hypothetical. The coding region runs from base 1 to 396 and encodes 131 amino acids. The transcript has 3 exons. The record is from RefSeq and is a predicted model, not a curated record. Lineage: Eukaryota; Metazoa; Nematoda; Chromadorea; Rhabditida; Onchocercidae.